CCCGGGAUCCCUGACCUCCACAGCUUCCUCCCUCCCCUUCCCCCUCCUGGCCUGCCAGAUUUUUUCCCUCCGGCCAACUCGGACUUCAUAGCAGGCUAGCUCGCUCGGCCCAGGCCACGCAGGCCUCGCCUUCUCCGCGUUCCCUCGCGUGGGUGGACAGUAUGUAUUCGCCUGUGCGCUCCGAAUCUCUCCCAGUGUACAGCGAGCUCUAGCCUACGUGUUACUUCCGAAGUUUUUGGUGACUGGAAAAGUAGGCUUUGGCUACGCCGAGCCUAUCUCACGGAACUAAUUGCGUUCGGUUCCUUCCUGCACCAUUCUUCUUGGUGCUUCAUUCGUGGUCACGUUCGUCACGGUAUACCAGCGUCAUGUAUAUGUAUCCUUCGGUGCCUGACCUCGCCAGCGCCUCUCCGACGUCUCGGCCGAUGGACAAGGAAGCUGAGCUGAUGGCAAGAAAUGGAGAGAAGCAUGAACAGCUCAUCACAGUGGUACAGCCUGGAUCUGUCAUGAGAAAAGGAGUUCUUUCGAUGCAGAGAGAUCGUCUGAUGUCCAGGUGGCAGGAGAGGUUCUUCAUUCUGGUGCCAGACUACUUGGCUUGCUUCAAGAGGAAGAAACACACUGGUUCUGACAUGGGUGCCUUCCAGUUCAAACUCAGUCUUGUGGAUAUAGAAGCAGUGGGAAGUGUGGAUUGUUCCAACAAUACAUUGGUGUUAGGCAUCAGAAAUGAGGGGCGGAUAGUUCUUCGAGACACAAAUUUAUCAUCCCUUCAUGAGUGGAAAAAGUCCCUUGAUGAAGCUGUUGCCAACAGCAAAUCCAGGCGUCAGGCACUGAGGAGUAAUAGAUGCUCCCAAGUUCUUGACCCCAACCUACUUCUGCGAAGAAUUCUCAUGGAUCGAAAUGACUUACAUGAAUCUUCUGGAAGCUCUGCCUUGAGAACAAAUGAGGUACAACGUAUAUCUACUCAUGGGACCGACUGUGUGGAUUCAGAAGGAAAACGACAGGUGUUAGAACAAUCUUCCUCUCCCAAUGCUCGCAUUUGGAUGAAUGGAAAGAUUGAUAAGAAGUACCAAAGGUUUUCACUGUUGCCAGAUGUGAACCUGAGCCGGUACCUGGACAGUUGGGGAUGGAAGAAAGAUCGAGACCGAGAUCGGGAGACUGAAUCCAGGGAGCCUUCCUCCACAUCUCCUUGCUCAUCACCUGCAUCCUCCUCAUCCGGGGGUUCAGGAUCUGUUGGAAGCUCUUCUCACGAUUCUGGUUGUGGAUCUCUGUCAGGCUCUGAGAGGACACACAGUGGACCAGGUUUCCAACAGAAUGCAGGGGGCAAGAAGCAUCUCUAUGUUUCCCCAGCCACCCAAGUGUAGAGAUCCAAUGCACAACAAUGGAAAAUUUCCCAUUUUGGGCUGAAAGAUCGUGACAUCAUGAUGCCUGUCAAAUGAUUGGAAGUAUCCAUGUUUAUCAAAUUAUGAUUUAUUCAAAUACUUAUUCCCAAUGAACUUGACGAUUCUCAAUGAAUCAA
Darwinula stevensoni is the source of this 1513-nucleotide messenger RNA. Lineage: Eukaryota; Metazoa; Arthropoda; Ostracoda; Podocopida; Darwinulidae. The record is from the annotation of a GenBank genome assembly.